AUUGUAUAAUCUCUUUGUAAGUUUUGUAUGCAAAAAUCUUGUAAAGUAACUAGUACCUAAAGAGUAGAAGAGAUAGUGGCAUGAAAAGAAAAGACUCAAGUACAAGUACCCCAAAAUCUGUACUUGAGUAAAUGUACAUUUCACUGCUGCCGACAGACCAACAUCCCUAGAGCCAUGCCGCUAGCGUGGCUAAAAACUACAGUUUCCUCACAGUUUUAAAGAGAAUUAUUAGAGGAAAACACAAUAAAGGUUGUACUACUUGUAUCUCAAAGAAGUAAAAUCUCUGUAGCCACCUUUGUUGUUAGAAUCAUGGUUUUGAGACUGAAUGAAGGUUAUAAGAGAUAAAUUGCAAGAGUAAGAUCAAAAGAGUAUAAGACCAGUACUCGACCAGUGCCUCUCUCUGAACUUCACUUCCUUCCUGUCAUUCCAGCCCACUACAUGCAUAGAGUACCACAUUUAUCCCUCCUCUCCCUCGCUCCUUCUCACUUUCCAUUUCUGUCUCUCCUCUACAUCAUGUCUCCCGAGUCUUUGUGUCACUCUUUGUGUUCCCUUCUCUACUUCCACAGCGUGCACAUGGGUUAGCACAGGAUAAAGCAUUACUGAGUGGAUAAAUCCCUUUGGGGAAAGGUGAUGAGUCAGGUAGAUCUGCAUGUGUGUCUGCAUGUGUGUGAGAGGAAGAGAAGGGACUCUAAGGUUUAGUGAUUGAGGGAAACACUGUGGCUGUCUGCAGCGAGCAGAUGGUCAGAUGUACGAUAUUCUCUGCUUCUGAAGCGCUGGAGGAAGAAGAAAUCCACAUCACACCUUGUUCUUAUCUGGGAAUUUGUCAUAUAUCAUCUCCUUCUCUGCUACUUUCCUCUUUAUUUUGCUAUCUUCUCUGCACUCAUUUCCAGACGUUCAGCUCCACUUCUGCUUCCCUGUAACACCUUCUCUUUGUUGCUUUUGCUGCAUCGCACACAUUCCUUCGUCCAUCCUCACUUUUUGACUCUGUCACCAUGGAUAUUGGUGGCCUGACGACGGUGGUGGCCAACUCUGCCUACAUCUCGGCCCGCGGGAGCUUUGAUGGCACUGCCAACCCUGCAUCCAACCGAGACAAGAAGUACCACUCCCGCCUGAAGCUGCCUCACAUCACAGUGUGUGAAGGUCUGCGAGAGACUUUGGACCUGGGCUUCCAGACAGUCUGUGUGGAGCAGCCCAUCGGCAAACGUCUCUUCCAGGAGUUCCUAGACUCCCACAGUGAGUAUAUAGGCCCCUGCCGCCUGUGGAAGGAUAUUGAGGAAUACAACAUGGCUGAGGAUGAAGAUCGAGUCAAGAAAGCGAGCAAACUCUUGUCCCGGUACAUGGAGCCUGGCGCCAAGUAUUUCUGCCCUUUCCUGCCAGAAAACUGCAUCACAAAGGUCAAAGAGAAACACCAAGAGGCCGGGGAUGAUCUUUUCAAUGAGACCAUGGACAAUGUGAUGGACUUUCUCAAGGAAGUGCCCUACACUUUCUUCCUGGAGAGUAUGUAUCUGAAAAGGUUUCUGCAGUGGAAGUGGUUGGAGAUGCAGCCCAUGGGAGAGGAUUGGUUUUUGGAGUUUCGUGUAUUGGGGAAAGGGGGGUUUGGGGAAGUGUCUGCCUGUCAGAUGAAGGCCACAGGGAAACUGUAUGCCUGCAAAAAGCUCAACAAGAAGAGGCUGAAGAAGAGAAAAGGCAAUGAGGGGGCGAUGGUGGAGAAGAGGAUCCUGGCUCGAGUUCACAGCAGGUUCAUUGUCUCUUUGGCUUACGCCUUCCAGUCAAAAACAGAGUUGUGUCUGGUCAUGACUAUCAUGAACGGAGGAGACCUGAGGUAUCACAUUUAUAAUGUGGAUGAGGACAACCCAGGGUUGGACGAACCGCGGGCCUGCUACUACGCUGCUCAGAUCAUCCAGGGCCUGGAGCACCUCCACCAGAAGCGGAUCAUCUACAGAGACCUCAAACCAGAAAAUGUGCUGCUGGAUAAUCAAGGUAACGUCCGUAUCUCUGACCUUGGUCUGGCUGUGGAGCUGGCGGAGGAUCAGUUCAAAAUCAAGGGCUACGCUGGGACUCCAGGUUUUAUGGCUCCAGAGCUUCUGAAAGGAGAGGAGUACGACUACUCUGUGGAUUACUUCACUUUGGGAGUCACUCUGUAUGAGUUUAUGGCUGCCAAGGGACCCUACAGGACCCGAGGAGAGAAGGUGGAAAAUAAAGUGUUAAAGAAGCGGAUUCUGAAUGAUCCGGUACUUUAUCCAGAGAAGUUCAGUGAGAACGCCCGGUCCAUCUGUGAGGGUCUGCUGCUCAAAGAGGUCGACAAGAGGCUCGGCUUCAGGAACGGAUCAUGUGACGAGCUCAGGGCGCACCCCUUCUUCAGCGAGAUCAACUGGAGGAAACUCAACGCAGGGAUCCUUACACCCCCUUUCGUGCCAGAUUCCAAGACAGUUUAUGCCAAGGACAUCGACGACGUCGGGGCCUUCUCCACAGUUAAAGGCGUGCAGAUGGAAGACAAGGACAAGAACUUUUUCGAUGAGUUUGCCUCGGGGAACAUCUCCAUCCCCUGGCAGGAGGAGAUGAUCGAGAUGGGGAUCUACGGUGAGCUCACAGUCUGGGGACCUGACGGCACUUUGCCCAACGACCUGCGACGUGAAUCCAUCCUGGAACAGCCGCCCAAGUCCUCCACCUGCACGGUUUCGUAAGAGGCUGCAAUGGCCUCAGUGCACCACAGCAAGACACCUGCUGUUAAUGGAUGAUUUUACAUGAACUGUUUGUUUAUCAGUAAAUUUUAAACUUUAUUUCUUACGCACUUUUUGUAUAAGAUUUCAGUACAGGGUAUUGGUGGAUUUGAAUGGGAAUGAACAUUAUUGAGCAGCAGUGCAGCUCUGAUAGAUAAUGAGAUACUCAGCUUACAGUAUUACCCGCAGUCUGUGUGGUAUGUCUAUUGUCCAGUUUUUUUGUUUGUUUGUUUUUUGCAACAAUGCUAGCCAAGGUUCCACAGUGCAGUUAUUUAAUUAUUCGAUGUCUGAUGAAAGCUUUAACAGCUCUUAACUCUAAAAUAAUGUUGAGUUUAUGUGGACUGAUACUGUUUUUUUCUUGCAUUAUCUAAUUGUCUGUUUCUAACAUAGUACUGCUGUUGGGGUUUUUUGAGGUAGAGGAAUGAAUGAUCAGUUAUUAUGUGUGUGUCAGUGUGAAUGAAGUGCAAGUAAAAAAGAGCAUUUCUAUUUCCUACCAGUCAUGACAAGCCCAGAUUGUGCAGAUCUCUGGUCUUAUUUGGUUGCCAUGUGAGCUGACAGCUGCUCUCUUUCUUCUUCAUGUGUUUAUAACUCUCUCAGAUAUGUUUUAUAUGACAAAUAAAUUUAAGUGACAUGACACAGACACACACAUAUACCUUUUGUAUAAAUGUGCUGCACCUGUUUUUGUCCAUGUUUCCACUUUUCCACUAAGAACUCUAUACAAUAUGUGCUAGCCUUUGAUAAGAUAUGAAAAAGCAUUUAGAGAGCUGUUCACAAUAAUUUGUACACACACUACUUUAAGGUUGCAAAUAACAGUUACUUUCGUUAUUGAUUAAUCUGCAGAUUAAAUUUCUCAAUUAAUCGGUUAAUUGUUUGGUCAAUAAAAGUGAAGUGAUACUCCAAAACCCAAAUAAAUUCAGUUUAUAAUCACAUAAGACAAAGAAAUACUCACAACGAAGAGGCUGAAACUGGGGAAUGUUUAACAUUUUCUUCUUGAAAAAUUACUUAAAUGAUAUAUCAGUCAUCAAAAUAGUUGCUGAUUAAUUUUCUGUAGAUCAAUUAAUUGAUUACUUUAACUUUACACGGCUUACAUACUACAUAAAUUAUAUUGUUACUCUGAAUUAUCACCAAAAAUGUGAUAUCAGUACAUCACUAGUUUCUAUGAGGCCAGAGCAACACACCUUGAUUGUAAAUGGAAUAAUAAUGGCUAAGGGCUUUGUGUAGUCUUCAAAAAACUGACUUUUUUUUUAAAUGGGAGAAAUUAUAAUAUAUCUUUUUCUUAAAACUUCUCACCAUCACAGAUGUACUGACUGAGAAACAUGCAUGUACAUUGAACUUAAUUUAAACCUUUACAAACAUCAGUUUCCCCGACAAGAUUAAACAUACAGAUGCUAUACUGAUAUUUAUUUUAAAUGUUCACUUUUAUAGUUAUUAUUUUUUAUACUGAUAUGGACCUAUGUGUCUGAAAUAAAGUUGAAUAAUUAUAUUUAGGAUAUGCAGGAAUCCCAGAUGCUUUCAUGUAUGGAAGUAUAUACUGGACUAUAUUCAAAUGAUAAUGUUAUUCCAAUAUAGCAUUAUAAUUUUCCACAUAUGUGUUA
This is a messenger RNA of Siniperca chuatsi (mandarin fish), 4315 nucleotides long. It is a transcript of the gene grk1a, whose product is annotated as G protein-coupled receptor kinase 1 a. Gene Ontology annotation, cellular component: cytoplasm. The record is from RefSeq and is a predicted model, not a curated record. The transcript is spliced from 7 exons. Gene Ontology annotation, molecular function: ATP binding; rhodopsin kinase activity. Gene Ontology annotation, biological process: visual perception; regulation of opsin-mediated signaling pathway; protein phosphorylation. Bases 993 to 2684 code for a protein of 563 amino acids. NCBI's taxonomy places the organism in Eukaryota, Metazoa, Chordata, Actinopteri, Centrarchiformes, Sinipercidae.